UCCCUUUACAACUUAAAAAGGAUUUUACAGGCAUCCAAACGACCCCUAAACCCAGCAAUCUGGGGACCGUGUUUGGCCUGGACCACCCAGCCCAUUUUCAGAGAGCGAGAGAGAGAGAGAGAGAGAUAUGGAGGCGGCUCUGCUCGGAAACCCUAACUCUAACCCUAACCCUAGAGAAGAAGGAAAGCGAAAGGUGGUAGUGGUGAUGGGAGCUACGGGCGCUGGAAAAUCUCGACUCGCCAUUGACCUUGCUUGCUACUUCUCUCUGGAGAUCAUCAACGCCGACUCUAUGCAGGUAUAUGAAGGACUGGAUGUUCUGACAAACAAAGUCCCAUUCGAAGAUCGGAAAGGAGUGCCACAUCAUCUUCUUGGGACCAUCUCACCCAAUGUUGAUUUCACAUCAAAGGAGUUCCGUGAUCAAGCAAUUCCUAUUGUGGAUGAGAUAUUGUCCCACAACUGCUUGCCGGUCAUUGUUGGGGGUACAAAUUAUUAUAUUCAGGCUCUUGUGAGCCCAUUCCUGGUGGAUGAUUUGAUAGAUGAUGUGGAUGAAUGCAAUCGUAAUGACUCCCUCGGGGACCUACAUCCAAAUAUUGGUUUUGAUCAGGGCAGUGAGUUUAGUGGUUUUGACCGUCUUAAAGUGCUUGAUCCAGUUGCAGCCAACAGGAUCCAUCCAAAUGAUCACAGAAAAGUAAAUCAUUACCUUACUUUGUAUGCAAGCUCUGGUGUCCUCCCUAGCAAACUUUUUCAAGGAAAGGCUUCAGAGAGGUGGGGCCAAGCUGAUAAUUUCAGAUAUGAUUGCUGCUUUGUAUGGGUCGAUGCUUCCCUAACUGUGCUGGAUAGAUAUGUUGAGCAAAGGGUAGACAGCAUGAUGGAUGCUGGUUUGCUGGCUGAAGUCCAUGACAUUUACAACCCAAAUGCAGCUUAUACACGAGGCUUGCGGCAGGCUAUUGGUGUUCGUGAAUUUGAGGAAUUUUUGAGAUAUCACCACUCCAAUGCAAAUAGACGCCAUUCUUAUAAUGACGAGAAUAGGUCUGGGUCCAAUGGGGAGUAUGGGAUUCCCGCAAUAGGGCUAAGAGCGAUCAUGGAUUCUGAUGAUAACAAUCUCAAGAUUCUGUUAAGUGAAUCCAUUGACAAGCUUAAGGCAAACACACGCAGACUUGUUCGCCGUCAAAAACGGAGGCUCAAUCGAUUAAAAACAUUCUUUGGAUGGGAUCUGCAUUACAUCGAUGCAACAGAAGCUUUCCUGUCCAAGGCAGAUGAUUCAUGGACAACGCAAGUGGUCGAACCCUGUGUCAACAUAAUCAGGUCUUUCUUAUAUGAAGGUGCAAGCUCAGUGACUGACCCAGAUCUGCUGAGUAACUCCAAUAGCCAGAGGAGGGACCUGAGGGACUUGUGGACUCAAUAUGUUUGUGAGGCGUGUGGGAACCGGACUCUUAGAGGUGCACAUGAAUGGGAACAACACAAACAGGGUCGUGGGCAUCGGAAGCGGGUCCUUCGGCUUAGGAAGAAGUCUCAAAGUUCUUGUGUGGUGGAUCAGAAGCAUCAUCCGAUGGCUAGUGAAUAGAACAAGCACUUUCUCUAUGUCUCAUGUGAUGCCAUUUCCAAUGCUCUAUACUGCCCAGCUGCGCUGUUGCACUUGAGUCCCAAGUAAUCCCAGCCAAAACAGCCACAGGUUAGAUGGUAAGCAUGACUUGAGUAAUUUCGUACUGGAAGAACAAUAGUACUCUGGCAGGUUGUGACCAUCAAUACGCAUGCACAUUCCGUUGCAUAAGUGGCAUAUGCUUUCAUCAAGCUGUUUGAACUGGGGCCACAUUUUACAUGGGGCAUGGCCCCAAAAUCAGGACUGGACAAUCCAGAACUUUAGACUAACAUGCAUUUGCUGCAUUUGGACAGUCGGAUCUUUCCUUUUUCUUUCUGGCCCUUUGAUGGCACUAAGUGGACAGCCAUCAAGGACAUCAGCUUUGAAAUGGUUUUUGUGUUCUUAUUUAAACAAAACUUGUACAUACUAAA
Messenger RNA from Magnolia sinica, 2010 nucleotides. Its product is annotated as tRNA dimethylallyltransferase 2. Gene Ontology annotation, cellular component: mitochondrion. Gene Ontology annotation, molecular function: tRNA dimethylallyltransferase activity. The transcript has 11 exons. Gene Ontology annotation, biological process: tRNA modification. The record is from RefSeq and is a predicted model, not a curated record. NCBI's taxonomy places the organism in Eukaryota, Viridiplantae, Streptophyta, Magnoliopsida, Magnoliales, Magnoliaceae. The coding region runs from base 128 to 1564 and encodes 478 amino acids.